This is a messenger RNA of Racocetra fulgida, 672 nucleotides long. The record is from the annotation of a GenBank genome assembly. Lineage: Eukaryota; Fungi; Glomeromycota; Glomeromycetes; Diversisporales; Gigasporaceae.
AUGGAAGAAGAUUUAUAUAAAAAUUUAAAAAUUAAAGGAUUUACUUGUGUUUGUGAAUGUCAAUUUCACCAGAUUAAAAAGUUAGGGAUAAAUGAAAUAAACAUUCCCGAUUUAAAGACCAAGAAAAGAAUAGGAGUAAUAAAAAGGUUAGCAGUAAAGGACAAAAAGAUUGAAGAUAAAAAAAUUAAGCCAAUAGAAAGGUUAGUUGUAGUUCUAGAAAAAUCGGAGAAAAUAAUCAAUAGUUUAGAAGAAAUUGAGAAAAAUUUAGACAUUAUUAAGUUCAUUCAAGGAGAAGAUGAAGAACUUAAUGAAUAUAGAAAAAAAGUUGUAUCGUUAGGAAUAAAGAAUAAAACUAUUUACAUUCUUUUAAACACUAGUUCUACUGGUAAAUCUGCUGGGGUUUCUCUGUUAAUUUCUUUUUAUAGUGCUUAUUAUGGAAUAGGAAUUCCAAAUAAUUUUUCAGCAACUGGUGAAGUUAAUACAGAAGAUGGAACCAUAAAAGGAAUUGGUGGCUUAAAAGAAAAAUUUCUUUGUGCAAUUAGAAACAAAAACAUAGAUAACUUGGUUCUACCACAAGAAAAUUAUGAAGAAGUUCUAGAAAUUUCUAGUGCCUACUCUAAAAGAUUUAUCGGUGUUUCUAAAAAAUUAAAAUUUUAUCCAGCAAGUCAUUGA